AUGGCCACCUAUGCCGUGACCAGCCUUAUAUGUGCCGUGGUAUAUUCACCGAUCCCGGGCUCAUGGCCGGCGUUUCUCACAUACUGGACGUAUUUCACCCUAACUAUCUACUUUCUCAUGGUUGCCGAACAGUGCUGCUGCAGAAGGACGGACGAAGACGGGCCUGAAGACUUGAAAAAACUUCCAUGGUAUUUGAUUAUGGUGUGGACUUUGUUUGAGAUCAUGUCCCCAAUGGCCAUUGCUGUCACUUUGCUCUACUGGAUAACGGUCUUCCCACUUCUAAAUUGUCCGAUUGGAAACAAUGGCGUAUUGCUUCAUAUUAUGAACUCGGUCGUGGUAUUGAUCGACCAUUCUGUCACUGCAUUACCCAUUCGUUUAUUGCAUGUUGUUUAUUCCUUGAUAUUUGGCCUGGUGUAUGUUAUAUUUACUGUGAUAUGUUGGGCA
Molecule: messenger RNA, 444 nt
Organism: Patella vulgata (common limpet)
Lineage: Eukaryota; Metazoa; Mollusca; Gastropoda; Patellidae
Exons: 1
Cellular component (GO): membrane
Source: RefSeq, a predicted model, not a curated record